GAUACUAGUAUUACUAGGGACAUAAUUUGCCAAAACUUUUUCUAUAAUCAAAUCUCUCUAGUCUAAAAGCAGAGCCCAAAGGAAGGAUGAACAAAACGUAUAAAGGGAAGACGCCGACGGGAACUCCGUCUCUGGCAUUGUCAACAGCCAUCGUCGUUGUUUCCCUUCUCGCUGGAGCCUCCGUCAUCCCCAACAUCUACAAGCCAGAUCUCAGUUUACCACCCGUGGAAAGUGGUGAAGUGGCCAACAAGGAGGAUGCUGCCAACAAAGUUUGAAAUAUCUUUCAGUAAUACUCUUUUCCUGUUUAAAUUAUAUGGUAAACAAACAUGGAUAAAGUUUGAAUCCGACAGAGAGAACACAUACAAAUAAAGCUUUUUUGUCCAUUAA
This is a messenger RNA of Raphanus sativus (radish), 387 nucleotides long. RefSeq lists its product as uncharacterized. The transcript is spliced from 3 exons. Gene Ontology annotation, biological process: mitochondrial respiratory chain complex III assembly. The coding region runs from base 87 to 275 and encodes 62 amino acids. Gene Ontology annotation, cellular component: mitochondrion. The record is from RefSeq and is a predicted model, not a curated record. Lineage: Eukaryota; Viridiplantae; Streptophyta; Magnoliopsida; Brassicales; Brassicaceae.